CCGCCGCCGCCUCCUCCUCCUCCUCCAUUGCCCCCCAAAUCCACCUCCUCCUCCACCCUCCCACCCCCAUGGGCAGCUUCGCCUCCCCCCUCGACUCCGCCCCCGCCGCACUCACCAAACCCUCCGCUGCGGCGGCGGCGGCGGCGCCCGAUUUGCCCAACGGGGUGGCGGCGGUGGUGUCCCAGGAGGAGCUGAAGCGGGUGGCGGCGCACCGCGCGGUGGAGAUGGUGGAGUCCGGGAUGACGCUGGGCCUCGGGACGGGCUCCACCGCGGCGCACGCGCUCGACCGCCUCGGGGAGCUGCUCCGGUCCGGGGAGCUGGUCGGGGUGGGCGGGGUGCCGACCUCGCUCAAGACGGAGGCCCACGCCGCCAGGGUCGGCAUCCCGAUGCUGCCGCUCGGGGGGGCGACCGCCGUCGAUCUGUCCAUCGACGGCGCCGACGAGGUCGACCCGGAGCUCAACCUCGUCAAGGGCCGGGGCGGGUCGCUGCUGCGGGAGAAGAUGAUCGAGGGGUCGGGGGGCAGGUUCGUCGUCAUCGUCGACGAGUCCAAGCUCGUCCCGCGGCUGGGAUGCACCGGCGCGGUGCCCGUCGAGGUCGUCCCCUUCGGGUGCGACCACACCCUCGGCCUCAUCCGCAAGGUGUUCGACGGAUUGCCUGGCUUCAGCGCCAGGCUCAGGACCAAGGGCGGCGGGGGUAAGGACGGCGAGUCGGCGGUGGUGCCGUUCGUCACCGACAACGGCAACUACAUCGUCGAGAUGUUCUUCGACGACGGCAUCCACGGCGACCUCAACGACAUCAGCGACCGCCUGCUCCGGAUCACCGGCGUCGUCGAGCACGGCAUGUUCCUCGGCAUGGCCACCUCGGUCGUCGUCGCCAAGAAGGACGGCACCGUCGUCAUCCUCCACAGGAAGUAGUCGCCCUGCCCGCCGCCGGCGACAAUAAGCCAAGAUUUUGCACCGAUGCGAGGCGGCUCGGCAGCUGGGCUCCUCCCUCCCCCCAACAAGUAUCUAUUGCUCUCUUCUUUUCUAUGUUGAACUUGAUGUACGUCUCCAUUUACCAUGCUUCCUCCUUUUUCAUUGGUGAAUCUCCUUUGCGUGAUGAUGACAUGUGUUAAAUGCGGUGAAGCUAAUAACCUCUUGGACUUUGCUCCAUGAUAAUGAUAAUAUCAAGUCAAUUUCUUCGCCA
Oryza brachyantha (malo sina) is the source of this 1185-nucleotide messenger RNA. Its product is annotated as probable ribose-5-phosphate isomerase 1. Lineage: Eukaryota; Viridiplantae; Streptophyta; Magnoliopsida; Poales; Poaceae. Gene Ontology annotation, molecular function: ribose-5-phosphate isomerase activity. Gene Ontology annotation, biological process: pentose-phosphate shunt, non-oxidative branch. The coding region runs from base 69 to 914 and encodes 281 amino acids. The record is from RefSeq and is a predicted model, not a curated record. The transcript has a single exon.